This is a messenger RNA of Theileria parva strain Muguga, 1289 nucleotides long. RefSeq names its product SET domain protein (gene SMYD5). NCBI's taxonomy places the organism in Eukaryota, Apicomplexa, Aconoidasida, Piroplasmida, Theileriidae. The coding region runs from base 66 to 1289 and encodes 407 amino acids. Gene Ontology annotation, molecular function: protein binding; methyltransferase activity. The record is from RefSeq and is a predicted model, not a curated record. The transcript is spliced from 15 exons.
CUUAAGUUCAUCAAAUUUUUAUUCAUUUUAAUAAAAAUAAUCUUAGAUAUGUAAUUUAUUGUUUUAUGGAUUGUGUUCAAGAUCCUGGAGAUUUAUUCUCCACAAAAUUGAUUAGUUCUGGAAAAGGCAAUGGAAUCAUAUUACUUAAGGAUUUAAAGGCUAGUGAGUCUAAAUUACAAGAUAAACCGAUAUUCUCAUACACACAUUAUUAUUCAAGAAAAUCAGCCAUAUGUUGUUCUAACUGUUUUAUGAACAUCGGAUCAUUGGUCGAAAAUUUGAACCAUGUUCUUAAAAUGGAGGGGAAAUACGUCAGCCCCGAACUAGAGGCUAAAAUUAACUCAUUCAAGCAUCAAUUUCCUAAAAUUGAAGGUGUAAAAGUUAUGAAGUGCAAUUCAAAUUGUGAUUUUAUUUUCUGCAGUAAGGAAUGUUUAGAGGCGGCAUCUGGUACACAUGAUACCCUCUGUAAACUCAUGAAGGAUGAAGAAAAGGAAACAUGGCGGUUAUUUGAAAGAUAUGCCUUGAAGACCCAUGAGAAUUUUUACUUUGCUGGUUUAAUUUACAUAAAUAUACUGUAUGACUCUAUUUAUCGUAACAAGCCGAUUAAAGAGUGGAUAACUAAACUAAAUGAAUUUUGGAGUAUACCAUGGGACAAACUUUCAACUUUUGACUCUAAUUCAACAAACCCACUGGACAUAGCUUCAGAAUCCUUCAAUAUUCUUGAAACAUGCCUUAAAAGAUUUAAGAACAUGGCAAUCGAAAACGGAGAAGAUGUUGAAAGCCUUUUCUCUGUAGGCUUUUAUCUCGGGCUUCUGGGUAUAAUGGACCUGGUUUGUGUUGAUAUCGAGAUACAAAAUCCUUUAAAUGAUUUACUUUACAACUUGUUAAAGGACGAUAAGGGGAAAGAACUAGUUUAUAUGUUGUCGAAGGAUUUGAUAGAUGUGUAUAAAAUAAUCAGAGGAGUAGAAGAGGUGCCUAAGGAUUUGAAUCAACUAAUAGAAUCGAAGGAAUUGUUUCCAGAUAUAAUAGGGUUGGGACUCUUCAAUUUUAUCUCAAAGAUGAACCAUUCGUGUGCACCAAACUUAGAGGUGGAUUAUGGAAAAAACAACAUAGCAAAUAUAAUCCCGUUGUGUGAUAUAAGGGAAGGAGAUGAGGCAACAAUAUCAUAUAUUGAUGAAAAUGAUUCUUUUGAAAAUCGUCAAGAGAAAUUACUCAAAAAUUAUGGUUUCGUGUGUGAAUGCACAAAAUGUACAUUAGAAGGCUCAAAUAAUAAUUUGGAAAUGAAAAGCUAA